AUGAAGUUGGUCAAUGACCAGCAGAACAACUGGGACACGUUCCUGGAUGCCACCCUGUUCUCCUUAAGGUCCAAAGUGCACACCUCGACAAAACACACGCCGUUCCAGCUCAUGUAUGGAAGGGAGGCUGUGUUCCCCUCAGAGGUGCCUGUAGAUUUUCCUGCCAAAGAGAUCGAGUGGAGGCAGCUGUUGGCUGCUUUAAACUGUACAGCUCGUCGUUUAGGACACUCGAGGGGUCACAUUGGCUGUCAGAUGAAGUCAUUGAUGCUUAUCUUCAUGUGCUGGUGGACAAAGAAGAGAAACCUGUUUGCCAUCUCACUGCAGUGGUAG
Knipowitschia caucasica is the source of this 330-nucleotide messenger RNA. The record is from the annotation of a GenBank genome assembly. NCBI's taxonomy places the organism in Eukaryota, Metazoa, Chordata, Actinopteri, Gobiiformes, Gobiidae.